CGAGGCAGCGAAGCUGGUGGACGCUCGAACUGCGGUCGGAGUCUAGGGGUGUGCGAAGGGGAGGCCGGCAUGCAGCGCAACAACCCAAAUCAACCAGGCUCUGCCGGCGGGUCGCGUAUGCCACCGCCCAUGCAAUGGCAGGGCGCUCCUCUGAGGCCGCCUGGGCAGCCGGCACCGCAGCAAGGCCCGGCCUUCGGUCCGCAGUCGGGGCAGACGUGGACGGACCCCAACAACCCUGGAGUGCUCUACUACGAGGGCUUUGAAGCCGGGGCCCGGUUCAGCGACGUGGCACCCCCUCGGAUCCCGCCUCCGCCUCCUGGAUGUCCCCCAAAUCCCGCCCAGCAGGCCCAGAUGGCGGGUCAGAACGUCGUGGUGACACAGCGCAAGGAGGGCUUCCUCCAGGGGGGCGGCAGCGGCGGUGUGGACACCAGCUGCAGCCUCCAGUGACCGAAGCGUGCACAGCUGCCUCCUCGACCAAAUCUUCGCCGAAAUGGACUGCCGCCAAGGGCGCCUGUCUGUGGUUACGGCCACAGACUAACCGCCGUGUGUUGUUGCCAUUCUGCGGUGAACGGUGAAAUCGCGCUUAAAAGGACUUCCGGAAGGACAACUGCCCAUGGUCACAACCAUGGUCAAAACGCCGGGUGUUCUUGUCGUUCAACUUCAAAUGGUCAAAUCUUGCUGAAAAAGGACACCUGUCUUUGGUUACGACCAUGAACUUGCUAAUGGAGGUUGUUGAUGUUCAGCGGCAAAUGGUCAAACUUUGCCGAAAAGGACUUCGCAAGGACGUGCGCCUGUAGUUACGGUCACGGACUAAUAGCCGGGCGUUGUUAUUUGGCGAUGAACGGACAAAUCUUGCUGGAAAGGACAUCUGCCAAGGACAUCUCCCUAUGGUUACAACCAUGGAUUAAUGACGGCUGUUGGUGACGUUUACUGUAGCAAACAGUCCCUCUGAACAUGGCUCACAACGUAAGAUCUAUCUAAAUCUAGAUGAGAAAUCUCCCUGCCGAAUGUAUCUAUCUGUAGUCAGAAUUGCAGAACAAACUUUGGACUUUU
This is a messenger RNA of Ixodes scapularis (black-legged tick), 1053 nucleotides long. RefSeq names its product DAZ-associated protein 2-like. The record is from RefSeq and is a predicted model, not a curated record. The transcript is spliced from 2 exons. Lineage: Eukaryota; Metazoa; Arthropoda; Arachnida; Ixodida; Ixodidae. The coding region runs from base 70 to 447 and encodes 125 amino acids.